CGCAGCGUGCGGGGCGGGGCCUUGCGAGCGGGGUCCGUGGCGGGAGAUUCCCAGGCUGUCAACGCGUGCCCUCUCCCACACAGGUCCCCAGAGAAAACAGCCUCUGUCCCCUAUCCUGCAGGUUUGCCGUCUUGGGAUCCCAUGGCUGUCCUUCCUGGGCUCUGGGGCUCCUUUGCCCAUGUCAGCAGAACGGUCAGCCAGCGCGGCUUCAGCACCUCUGGGAGCCUCAGUGCAAUCCAGAAGAUGACUCGGGUCCGUGUGGUGGACAAUAGCGCCCUGGGCAACACCCCGUACCAUCGGCCUCCCCGAUGCAUCCACGUCUACAACAAGAGUGGGGUGGGCAAGGUGGGCGACCAGAUCCUGCUGGCUAUCAGGGGGCAGAAGAAGAGAGCGCUCAUCGUGGGACACCGCAUGCCUGGCCCCCGGAUGACCCCAAGGUUCGACUCCAACAACGUGGUCCUCAUCGAGGACAAUGGCAACCCUGUGGGGACUCGAAUUAAGAUACCUAUCCCGACCAGCCUUCGCAGGAGGGAAGGGGAGUAUUCCAAGGUGCUGGCCAUCGCUCAGAACUUUGUGUGAGCAGAGCGGUCAUUCCCUCCAUGGGACAGAAUAAAUGUUUCAGUGUGUGCUUUCUUCCUA
Molecule: messenger RNA, 639 nt
Organism: Apodemus sylvaticus (European woodmouse)
Lineage: Eukaryota; Metazoa; Chordata; Mammalia; Rodentia; Muridae
Gene: Mrpl14
Product: mitochondrial ribosomal protein L14
Exons: 3
Coding region: 142-579 (145 amino acids)
Biological process (GO): translation
Cellular component (GO): mitochondrion; ribosome
Molecular function (GO): structural constituent of ribosome
Source: RefSeq, a predicted model, not a curated record